Abrus precatorius (Indian licorice) is the source of this 1432-nucleotide messenger RNA. RefSeq lists its product as uncharacterized. Lineage: Eukaryota; Viridiplantae; Streptophyta; Magnoliopsida; Fabales; Fabaceae. The record is from RefSeq and is a predicted model, not a curated record. The transcript has 5 exons. Bases 207 to 941 code for a protein of 244 amino acids.
AUGAAUGUGUCUACGCACAGCCAGCAACAAAGGAAUCGUCGUUAUCUUAUCUUGUUCUUUUAAUAUUGUCACUGUUUUUUUUUUUUUUUAAAUGUUUUUGUAUUCCUUUUGUUGAAAACCCAUAAAGCAAAGCUCGGAAAGGUGCCUUCAAAAUAGAACUUUGAUUUGGUUGUAACGAAUAAGAGAGGGAAAUUUGAUUUGAUGUGAUGGGGGAUUUGGAGAAGGAAGAGAGGGUGGAGGAAGAGAAGGAGAGGUUGCUGGAGGGUGUUGCUGUUUUGGACUUUGAAAAGCUUUGUUCCACUGUGGCUUUGCAAGCUUCGCAUGGGAAAUGGGGGAAGCUUGGAGUUGGGGAGGAAGAUGGGGAGAGUGGAGAAUUUGGUGGUGUGUUGAGGAUGUGGGAGGGUGAAGUCCUUGAUUGCUUUGAUGAUCGUCGUAUCGCUCUUGAAUCUGCAUGCUGUCCUUGUUACCGAUUUGGGAAGAACAUGAAGAGAGCUGGUUUUGGUUCUUGUUACAAGCAGGCAGCAGUUUAUUUUCUUCUUGCUAUUGGUGCCUUUCUUAACUUCGUUGCCUUUGCUGGGACGAGACGUCACUGCUUUCUAUACCUGGCAGUUGCCUUCAUUGUUUCUAUUGGAGCAUAUGUGGGAUUCUUCAGGACACGUAUAAGACACAAAUUCAACAUCAAGGGUGGUGAUAGUUCCUUGGACGACUGUUUUUACCAUUUUGCCUGUCCUUGUUGUACAUUAUGUCAGGAGUCUAGAACGCUGGAGAUGAACAAUGUUCAAGAUGGCACUUGGCAUGGUCGUGGUGACAAAAUAUGCAUAGGUGGCACUGGUGAAAAACGUAAAGCAUUCUUUGAGUUACGUCCACCUCCUCUGGUCUCCAUCAAGUCUUCUGAUCAAAGUUGCAUAGAAACCAAAACAAAUAUCAGCAACCCAUCUUAAAUUCAGUAGCAAGCAAACAAGAGAAAUACUAACAACACACUCUUUUAAUACAUUUUUUUAUUUUUGGCAAAAAUUUAUUAAAAAUAUAUAAAAAUACAAAUCCCACUUUUAAAACAAUAUUUCUUACUCAUCUUGUCAUAACUUUUAAUAAAUGUUAACUAAUAAUAAAUAAUGUGUUAAUAAGAGUGUGUUUCUAGCAUUGCUCUUAAUUUGCUCAUGUACAUAAUAGUUUUAUUAGUUUUACGAUGGUACAAUGCCAUCUUCAUGCGGUACAUAUGUUCAAUAGAUGAGUAUUUAUGAAGUUGCUUGAAAGGCUCUGUUCUCACUGAAUUUGGAGACUGACAACACUCUUCAUGUUAAGUUUGUUGGGUUCAGUUAUGCGUUUCUUGCUUCCAAUCCAAAAUGUUGUACAUCUCAGUUUAUCAAUAACUAUGAUGAUUUGUGACUUUUGCAGUAUUUAUUAAUACGAACUUUCUAUGAGUAAAUUCAGC